This is a messenger RNA of Cetraspora pellucida, 725 nucleotides long. The record is from the annotation of a GenBank genome assembly. NCBI's taxonomy places the organism in Eukaryota, Fungi, Glomeromycota, Glomeromycetes, Diversisporales, Gigasporaceae.
CUGUCGCUUCUGCAUUUCCUUAUGGGGCUGGUACUUGUCUUUCAGAUCAAAUGAUUAUUGAAGGUGUAGCAAAAUCACCUAUGGGUAAACUUAAUGCAAGUUUAGGGUACGACUUUAAAGUUUGCCUGAAGAAUAAUCAAUACAUUCCGAAAGGUCCACCAAUUUUUCUCGAAAUUACUGGAAAAAAAAAGUUCAGAGGGCUCUUAUUAUAUGCUUUAGAUUCCGCUAAAAACCAUGUUGGCCAGUGGACUCCCCCACAUGGUUUCAAAUUUAAGACAAAUUGUACCGGUGAUCCAAAAGGGACACUGACUCACAGAAAUCCUUCAAAAAAACGACCCGGUACCAAAUUUAAGUGGAGACCUCCACCAACUGAUGUUGGACCAAUUACUUUCGUUGGUACAAUUGUCAUUAGUACUCAAGAGGGAUUCCAAAUCGUGAAAACUCAACAGGUCUUUACAGCUUUCGGAAGCAAUAAUACGAUUAAUGCGAAUAGUACGAAUGUACCUACACCACCAAAUGCUACAGCUAUUAUACCAACGAAUGGUCCAUCAAGUACUGUAGUAUCAAGUAAUUCAAUUAGUACUCCACUUAAUGAUAACGCAAAUCUGACUGCUGUUCCAAUUUCUAAAUCCUCUAGAACUUUUACAAUAGUGGAAUCUUUGGGGGUACAAUCAUGUUUAAUCGCCUCUUUAACAAUUUGGUAUCUAUUCUCUGCGAUGUUUUAG